Clarias gariepinus (North African catfish) is the source of this 3062-nucleotide messenger RNA. RefSeq lists its product as uncharacterized. The transcript has a single exon. The record is from RefSeq and is a predicted model, not a curated record. Bases 153 to 887 code for a protein of 244 amino acids. NCBI's taxonomy places the organism in Eukaryota, Metazoa, Chordata, Actinopteri, Siluriformes, Clariidae.
UCACUGAGCAUCAUCAUCAUCAUCAUCAUCAGACCCUCCUGGAGACUGGAGGAUGGGAAGGUCAGGGAUGGCUGGAGGUGUGCGGGAUAAAGGGGAGACGGGUUUCCUGAGCUGAGAGAGACAGAGAGAGAGAGAGAGAGAGAGAGCAGUGGAUGAUGAAGGACCGGAGUUUUGCGGAUGAACGAGGCAAACCAGCCACAUACACCGGCGACAAGAAGGCGAAGAUGGCCGCUCGGACCAACCAGCACUGGGUCAGGUUGGCUACAGUGUUCGCUUAUGUUUUGUCCGUGUCUCUGGCUGCCAUCAUCCUGGCUGUGUACUACAGUCUGAUCUGGAAGCCGACUGCUCCUGGAUCUUCCCCCAGGCGGCCCGUCAUUCCCGGCUGUGCGUCAGGGGCCAUUACUAAAGACGCGCAGAACACCAGCGCAGCCAGUGACGCUGACCUCUCACACACCAACAGCACGGACACACCAUCAUCAUCAUCACCAUCAUCAUCAUCAUCCUGGCUAGACCCAACAGACCCGAGCUGGAGGUCUUCAUCAGACGCGCCCCCGAGCCGCGCGCCCCCGAGCCGCGCGCCACCAGGCCACACACCAGCCGGGGAUCCUCUCACACUCCCGGUACGGACAUCACUGACUGAUGACAGCGCCGGCUCGGGGGGGGAUGGCGCGAAAGAAGAACAAGAAGAAAGAGAAGAAGAAGGAACAACAGCAGCAGCAGCAGUAGGAGAGAAGGUUCAUCUGACCGCGUCUCCACAUCCGCGCUCAUCUAAGGAGCGGGUUAGAGAGAAGAAACACGCGGCGCAUCCACGCAGGUUCACGCACAGGGACACGGAGGUAUCCCAGGGAGCUCGUGAGGACAGCAACGUGUGGACUUUUAAACACUGAGCGUGGGUCUGCCGCGAGCUGAAACUCAAUCCGGUUCCUGUAAGAAGAUAUUUACUGUAAAUAAGAUAGAGACUUUAGAGGAUUUAGUUUUGCAAAUCUGUUUAACUUAGAGAGAGAGAAUCCAGUACACUGUGCUUGUUAUGGCAUAUUAGAUGCUAUAAAUAUACUCUUUAAUUUUAAUCAUCAAGUGUUAAAUAGUUCUCAGUGAUUCAGUAAUAAUAAUAAUAAUAAUAAUGACUCUUUUCCCCCUAGACAAGCACAUUAUUACACAUUAAAUACAUUGUUCUCUUUAAGACAUUAUUUUAGGAAGUCUAACGGCCAAAACACUGUAUUGGUGCUGCUUUUAUUUUUUUAUUUAAUUUUUUUCACAAUAUACAUAUAAUACAGAAAGGAAGUUACUUCCGAAGUUUACACAGCAUGGAAGUGACCAAUUUGCUAACUUCUGCCAUCUUAGAGAGAUGAUUUUAUAUGUGGCCCAAAAAAAUGGCUAUUUUUUAGCAUUAUACUGUCUCGCUUUAAACAAUUUGAAUUUUAAAAAAUUCAAUUUAUUCAUAUUUAUUCAUGAGUAUUGAUACUAAAAUUGGUGUAAGCGCUAGAAGCAUAUGACCUGUGAAAAUUGUUGCUUAAACUGGUUUUUGGUAAAAGGUUAAAAAGCAAAAAAAAAUCUGUAGUUUCCAUAACUAUGUCAAAUUCAUGUAGCGAUAUCUUAACAAUUUUUUCAUUUUUUAGAAUAAUACACUUUGUUAGGUUCAUGUAUUUUCAUGUUAAAUCUAAAUUGGUCGAGUUUCAUUAGAAUGACAGUUAAAAUCGUUGAAAUAUUUAAAUUCAAAAAGUUCUGGACACUAAAACAUGCUGAAAUUGUAUUUAGCAAAUGUGUUUCUUUUUGAUCUGAUAAAAAUAUAAAUGUGUAUGAAUAUAUCCAAAAAAAUGAAGCAUGGACCAGGAGAAGCAUUAAGUAUUAUGAAAAAUUUUGACACUUUUUAGCACAGAUACCAUGUUUUGGCUUUAAGUAAUUACUUCCUGUAAUACGGAAAACAAAAGUACAGAAAUUCCUGCUAAAUAUUCUCAAUGAUUGAAUAAAUCCUAAUACACUGGUGAUGUGGAUGGAUUUGGGAUGAGCUGAAACUGAAUUGUUUUUUUUUUGUGAGAUUAUAUUUACUGUAUCUGGAUUUAUCUAUUUUUUUUGCAUAUCUAUAUAACUUAGAGAGAGAAUCCAGUACACUGUAAUUGUUAGAGCAUAUUAGAUGCUAUGAAUAUACUAUUUAUUCUCUAAGUGCCAAACCUUUUUAAGUGAUUGAGUAAUAACAACAACAACAACAACAAUAAUAAUACAAGCAUAUUACACCUAACACACUGUUCUUCUUAAAUCAUUUUUUUAAAAUCUCUAAGUGAUUACUUCCUGUAAUAAGAAAAAAGUAAAGAAAUACCUGUUAAACAUUCCCAAUCAUGGAUUCAAUUCUAACUGGGAACACUGGGAACCAAUUCAGCAUGGUGUCUUCUCUAACCCAACAGAGCGCAUCUCACCUCAUGAGAGUAAGAAAAUGUGUGUUAUACUGAUAUGUAUUAACCUCACGGACAUUAUUAUUAUUAUUAUUAUUAUUAUUAUUAUUAUAUAUAUUUUAGAAAAGGAGAUGAUAAGUAUAUUAUUAUGAUAUAUGACUAUUAUAUAUUACUAUUAUAUUAGUUUAAGAUAUUUUAUUUUCUUCCUCUAAAUCAGCCAUUUAGCUAACACACUUCAUCAGACCUGUAAAAAGAAAUAGUUUAUUAGAAAUGCAGGAGCUGAGUAGAAGAUGAGAAGAGUUAAAGCUUAUCUCAGUUGUGAAACAUAUAGAAAUUCUAAUUAAUAACAGGUGUGUAAUAAAUCAGUAUAUUACCAUAAUCAUGUUGUACAAUAUGUAAUUUAAUGGCCCAAAAAUGUGGCAAUAAAUCCCACCCAUUUUUGUGUUUUGUUAGCAACAUGCUAUGCAGCUUGGAUAAGUGAUGUAUAUUUUCUUUCUCAAACAGCGAACUGUAUAGUCAAUGUUCAUUUACAUAGAUUUUUACUCUGUCAAGAAAAUAUCACUUUAUAGGAAAUAAUGCAAAUAAUGUUUAUAAAAAUAUCCUUUAAAUGUCCCAAGAAAUAGGUAUGUUUUAAUGGAAUAAGUGGAUACGCCUUUCUGUGCAUUCCUUCGUGUG